Molecule: messenger RNA, 2739 nt
Organism: Saccoglossus kowalevskii
Lineage: Eukaryota; Metazoa; Hemichordata; Enteropneusta; Harrimaniidae
Biological process (GO): netrin-activated signaling pathway
Cellular component (GO): membrane
Molecular function (GO): netrin receptor activity; protein binding
Source: RefSeq, a predicted model, not a curated record
AUGCGCAAAGACUGUCUGACAAUCGAAACUGAGAAGAAUAACCAAACAAUGAGUCUUACAGAUUCAACGAAUAAUCACGAUCAAGGAAUAUGUAUAACAAAUGUAAAUGAGAAGAUCGACACAGAUGAAACAGACCAUAAAAUAAUGGCGUGUACGAUUGACAACGCUGAAGCGAGAGAGAAGGGAUUAGAACGUCAGACAGCUACGUCCAAAAUACCAAACACUGUGGAUGUAGAAACCAUUGCACAAAAUAAGUCAAAAGUUUCGCAAACAAUACAUGAGAUGGAAGGUUUAACAAUUCGACCAAAAGACCCAAUGGCAGAGGUGGUAACAGAUAGGUCACAACAACAAAAUCUGUACGAAGAGUGCGCACGUUACAGAAAUGAGUCAAGUUAUACAAGUUUGAACGAUGUCAUGGUAACCGCCGGGUUGAAGGAAAUGUACUGUGCGGUCAGCUGCAAUGAACACGACCCGUGGGCGGUAGAACCAACAGAGUCCAGGAAUAGUAUGGUCAGUUUGGUCAACGAUGGUAAUUAUGGCCAAUCCGAUACUACAGGACAAUCUGCCAAAUAUGAUAUAUUUUCGUCGUUGCCUGAACUUAAACGUCACCAACGAGCAACAAUAACGAGGCGGAAAAAGCCACGAAAACCCUUGAACGGUGGGAUGUUGUUUUCCCAAAACAGUGAACAUGUUAUCAAUCAGAAACUCGGUUAUUGUUCAAUUUCACGCUCAACGGACUAUGCACAUGCCAAUAAUGAAAUCAACAAAGAAGAAGAAGCUCCAAGCAUAGCUGUCCAGAAAGGUAAACAUAGACCAAAAAGGAAACUCUUGAAGAAAUUACAAAACAUAUCGAAAACACCGCAGGCAAGGAAUAAAAGCAAGUUACACAGCAGCGGUGUAACUACAGGUAAAGAAAAAAAGUCGGCGUCUAUCUCAGGGAAGAGUGGAAAAUGCAACCUUGAAGAUACGUGUCAAACUAAUGAACCAGAACAAUCGGGAAACAAAGACGUGAGAGGAAUAGAGACAGAUCGCCAGUGUGAUGGUUGUACAAAUGCGUUGCCAAAUUACUCAGAAACGCAGAGAUGCCCUUUUCGUAUUGACAUCUCACAAAUUCACGGCGUUCCAUCCGCCAACAAACCCGACUCGUGUAGCUAUGAGGCGGCAAUGUUCGAUCAAUACGGGGGAACCUUAAAGUUACGUGAUGUUCAACUGUACAUACCACCCGGCGCAAUACCAGAAGGCACGGAACGGCAAGUGUACAUCUGCGUGACGAACGAAGACGCACACCAGUCACGUGUAAAAAGGAACACUGUUGCAAUCGCACCGACUGUUUUCUGCGGGCCAAGUCAAAAGUUCAACGACAACGUGUUUCUGACCGUACCACACUGUGUAGGAGAACAGCGCAAGUUUGUGCCAGUAAUUACUCAGACUGACUUAAACGAAAAGACCGAUUACUUGCAGGCGGAAGACAAUGUGUUGCGGGUUUCAGACGACUCCAUCAUAUUUAUGGUUGACCAUUUCACUGGUUUUGGAGCAGAGGGGGAACCAGAUGCAAUAUACGUUUUAUUCGUCCCUUUUCUGGAACGCCGUGGACCAGAUAUGAUAUUGAGGCUAUAUGGAAUUAGACCCUACUCCUUAGAGGAAUGCGAGAAAAAGGAAAACAAGCUUGGUGGAAAACAGGCAGAUAUAGAGAGAAAAUUGCAAUUAUUCAGGGAGAAAACAGAAAAUGUUGAAGUUCGCGUAAUGAAUUUGUCACAUGACUGGAGUUUAGGUGACGAUGAUGGUGUUGAACAGAUGUCACACGACAAACUAUGGAGAAUGGAAGACUCCGCCACUUUUGUAUUGAGCAUGCGCAAUUCUGAUGGCCAGUUCCGCUGCCGCCUUCUUAUCCGACAAAUGGGACUGUGCGAAAACGCAGACACUGUGGUCAAAUUCAAUAUAUCCGAGCCUGCGCCUGGGGACAUUAAGACACCGGAAACGAAAUAUAGCAUGUAUGGUGCUAUGUUACCAGGUACACUCGUAAACGAAAUAUGCCGAAUGCUGGACAACAUUGAAGAGGACCAAAUUGUAACUGACUGGAAGACGUUCGCACACCAUGUGGGUUUAGACAUGAACAAAAUACUUCUUCUGGAGACUGGCCAAAGUACAAAGAAGAAAAGCCCCACAAAGGCAGUGUUAACAGUGUGGGUUUGUAAAAUUGGUGUAAUCACAAAGGAGCAUCUUCAGGCACUUGUUCAUUUCUUUAAAGAGAAAAACAGGAAUGACGUUGCCAUGUUGUUAAGGCGCUACAUAUUUGAUACGUAUGGGACGACUUGUGAUGUCGGCUUACGUCGAAAUGUCUCGGAAAUCGCCGACACAGCGGAGGAAUCGUGCAGCGACGAUUCAGAAUCACAGACAGCGUCUUCUAACGGUCACCUGAAAAGAGCAUCCAUACCGUGCAUUCCUAAGAAAGGCUUUGUACGACUGAGAAGUAAAUGCAAGAGAAAGCAUAAACGCAUUGAUGUAAAGAAGCAGCCAGCCUUAGAAGUGAAACAAGACGAGACGUAUAAUACAGUAACAGCUAUGAAGGAAAAUCCCGAAUCUGGUGUUUACUCGUACUGCGAAGAAGAUGUAGCAUCUGACCCGGAUGACUCACCAAGUCAACAUGUAACUGCCACAACCACCUACACAAAGCACACGGCUUUGUUGCAACACGAAUGCAACAGGGACAGCGGUGUGAUUGAAGACACGUCUCUUUGA